AAGAGGAGGAAAAGGAAGUGGGUGAGGAUGACCCCGGAUGCAAAACGCUUUAUUGUGGCGCCUCGGCGGGACAGUGGGAAACUCAACCUCGGUGGCGGAGGACGGCCUUUCCGCUUCUUCGCGUCGACGCCUCGUAAGGAGAGGAAGGGGCUGGUGGUAGUGGAGAAGGGAAUGACAAAGGGCCACCUUGGGUACUUCUACACCAACUUCAGGCCUCCAGGACUUCAACUCCCACAAUUCCCAACAGUCUAAUUUGUUUGUUUAAGAAUAACAUCUCUGGUUAACAUGGCUGAAGUACUAGAAGGCGGAAAGAGGGAGAGAGAAAAAGUCGAAGAAGCUGACAGUGUGAGUGCUAAACAACCAAUGGCUGAUUCUUCUAUAUUUGAAAAUGAUGAUAAAACUUCAGAUAAAGAAUAUUGUGGUGAAGAUCAAACAGGAGAUGGGAAUGCUACUGGUGACAAAACAAGAAAGAGAAAAUGGACUGAUAAAACUGAGGAGGUUCCUGCAAAGAAAAUGGUUGAUGACACUGUUACCGGGUUUCCAGAGGAUGGAAAGAACUUGACUGAAGAAGCAAAUAGAGCAAAUUUUCCAGAUUCUGAUAUAAAGCCUAUUAGUACUGUGGAAGAUAAUAAAACAAAUAAAGAGUAUUGUGACACAAGUGAAAGAGAAGACCCCAGUGCUUCUGAAAUCAGAAAAGGAGAAAAGAGAAAACGAGAUUCAGAAUCCGAAGAGAAGGCACAUACAGAAGCUGUAGCAGCACACUAUAAUAAGCUUGAAGAAGUUGGAUUGCAGCAACGCAGUAUGAGUCGCAUUUUCUAUCUUCGAAAUUUUAACAACUGGAUAAAGAGUGUACUCAUUGGUGAGUUCCUUGACAAAGUACGACGGAGGAAGCAAAACAUUACAGUGUUAGAUCUGGGAUGUGGCAAAGGUGGAGACUUACUGAAAUGGAGAAAGGGCCGUAUCAGUAGGCUUGUGUGCACAGAUAUUGCUGCUAUUUCUGUACAACAGUGUGAGCAGCGGUACCAAGAUAUGAGAAACCGUGGUCGUCGUGAUGAGCGAAUUUUCAGUGCAGAAUUUAUAACUGCUGACAGCACAAAGGAACUUCUGUCCCAAAAGUACAAAAAUCAGGACAUGUACUUUGACAUCUGCAGUUGUCAGUUUGUGUACCAUUAUUCAUUUGAGACCUAUGAGCAAGCUGAUAUGAUGCUCCAAAAUGCUUGUGAACGACUGUGUCCUGGUGGAUAUUUUAUUGGUACUACUCCAGAUAGCUAUGAACUUGUAAAGCGUCUUGAAGCUUCACAAACAGACUCAUUUGGGAAUGAAAUAUACACAGUCAAGUUUGAGAAGAAGGGACAGUAUGACAUGUUUGGCUGCAAAUAUGAUUUUAACUUGGAAGGUGUGGUUAAUGUCCCAGAAUUUCUAGUAUAUUUUCCACUGCUGGAAGAAAUGGCGAAGAAAUAUGGUAUGAAACUAAUCUACAAAAAGACUUUUCAGGAGUUUUAUGAAGAAAAGAUUAAGAACGGGGAACAUAAAUUGCUUCUGCAACAAAUGCAAGGAAUGGAGAAAUAUCCUGCUGAUGAAAAUUCCACUUUAGCUUCAGAUAAAAAAGAAGACUAUGAGCAUGCAGAAGUGCUCAGGAAAGAUAAAGAAGUAAAGCUACCUCUUGGAACUAUGAGCACAUCUGAAUGGGAAGCAACAAGUAUCUACCUGAUAUUUGCAUUUGAAAAGCAACAAUAGAAGAAUAAAACAGAAAUGCAGUAAAUGUGCUUGAGCAUCCAAAGUGACAGCUAUUUUAUAUUUUUAUGUUUAAGAGUGUGCAGGACACAGCCAAAUUGGGCAAGCGUACAUAGGACUGGUGGUUGCCUGUCUGUGACAGAUGGAAUACUUGUGUGUAUCUAUAUAUAAAUACAUGAAAUAGGAACUGGGCCUUCCUUUGCUUGGGAUCAUUAGGUUCCUACUUUUUGCAAAUAGCAAGCUUUUUGGAAAUACUCAGGGUGUUUACAAACACAUGGUUGCCAUUUGCUGACUGCUUAAAACCUACUUCGUGGCAGCUAUUACUGUAUGAUUAUCCACUUAUAGUAUAGCUUCUAUCCGUGGGUAAUGUAACUGUUGCCAAGGGACUAAGGAUUUUGGUAAUUGCAUUACCAGAGGCUGCAGAUUAGCUAGCUUUGCUUUCUGUCAGGGCUUUCCCAAAGUAAAUUUUGAAGUUGUUACCAUCUGGCCAAUAUUAAUUUGAAAUUUCCCAUCAUGAGAUAAUGCUGAACUGUAUAAAGUUGUAAACAAGGACAUUUGCAAAUGUUGAAACAAAUGAGGUGGCACCAGGGCCUGCUGCAAUCAGUUGGAAAACUGUUGCCCCUCUUUUGGAGCUAUGCAAUCUGUUGUCUCUUUUUUUCCAGAAAAUAUCCCCCUUUCAAGCAGUUUAAGUAGAUGAAGCAGGCCUUGCAUGUGUGUGAGCUCUGUGUGCCUCAAGAUGCCAGGCUUCAUUCCUCAUUCAUUGUCUUGAGCUUUUUAAAAUCUCUGUUUUAUAGUCCAGUACUUUAAGUGUUAAAUAAUUAUAGUCGGUAAGUGUGGUGGGAGCAUAUUUGGAAGACUACUAAUUUACUAUUUGUGUUUGGUUUGUAAUGUCUUUUCAUAUUUCAUGAUCAAGAUUAAAUGGAUUUCUGUUUUGUAUUACUGGUGUGCCGAAGAAGUUGCUUGUUUAGCUACCUGCAUAUUCAUUUAGAAUACUCCACAAGGUAUGGGAUGUAGCAAACAACAGGAUGACAUUAAUUUUGCUCGAUUGAAUGUAGCAUUACUUUAGGAGCCAUUUCAUUGGCAACAAUAUUUGAACAGGAGUUAUUCAAUGAGGGAUUAAAGUUUGUGGAUCAGGACUGCUUUGCACAUAGAUUUUCCAUUUGGGGAAGUUACUUGACAUACAGCGGUACAUUAUGCAUUGGUACAUGGUGAACAUACGGGUUUUAUUUUGCUGUGAACAUACAGGAAAUACAUGAUUGUAUAUGUGUAUUUGUUGCAUGUGAUAUUGUUUGUUCUUAUAGGUGUGAGAGUCAGGUAAAAAAUGUUAAUAGAUAUGUGGUGUUUGUGACCAUACCACAUGGGGGUGCUGAGAGAAGCCUAUGAUUAAAGCCUACUCUGUAAAAUAAUCUUGCUACGCAUAAGAAGCUGCCAAAGAGAAGGAUUUAGCUUAGUCCCCAGCUUACUUGUUUGUUCUGCAUAGAGAGAACUUUGUUGUAAGAGGCUUUAACUGAAUGAUUGGCAUCCUGCAGCCUGAAGUAGCGAUUCAGUCAAGGAAUGGUUUUACCAUCUUGUGUGCAAGAACUUUCUCACCCUCUCUCUGGAUACUCUUGGGAAUUGUAAGCACAGCCUGUAUUUACAAGCUAUGAGGAUUUUAAAAUGUUGCAAUGUCUUUGGGGUUACUUCAGUCUGUUGAAAACCCACACUUUGUGCAUGCCUGCCUUUAAAUGAGACAUUUCAGUAUGUUUCUUCAGGAAUCCUCAAUUCUUGAUGGCCACCCCAUUCACCUGCCUUCAUAGCUUUGCCACUUGUAACAGUUUCCUGGUAUCAAAUGCCCUGAUAAGUCAACUCCAUCUGGCAAUAAAGUGAAGUAUAUGUGUUCAUGAGUCAGUGUUAUAUAUAAAAGUGUGUACGGAUAUAUCUUAUAUGUUACUAAUUUUGAAUUAGGAUUUUCUGUUAAAGUUUAGACUUUCUGUUUUCAGCUGCAAACUUUUUCCUUAUAUCAGGAAAAUGCGUCCAAUUAUCUUACUGUGACUUGUUCAUAGUAAGAACAGCAAGGGGGCACAUGAAAUUGAGACUAGACCAUCUAUUGAAAUGUGGAUGGCCUUACACAUUUUGAGCUGAGAAAAUGACCCUCUGGCAUGCCAGAUCCUAAUGUGAUGAUUUGCUGUUUCAUAAUUAUACUUCACGUGAAGUUUGAAUUCAAUCCCAGUGUGUCUGUGAAAUUUACUAGGUAAUGUUAAGGUGGGUUUUUCUAUCUCACUUUAACCUGUGAGUAUUCCAUAUCACCAGGUAGAAUACACAUUAAUAAUUUAACUGAUGCACAUUUAACAUAACAAGUGUGUGUGUGUGUGUGUAUGUCCUAUAGUUUUAAUUCUGAAAUGUUUUCUGGGUGGUUUGUUCUUUAAAAUUGUUCUCACUCUCUUGCAUCCCAUCAAUUUCCAGCAGUGUAAGUGCAAGUUAUGUCAUGUCUAAUGAAGUUCUCGGAAAGCUGGCAAUGAUGGCAGAACCUGCAUUUUUCACACACUGUUAUUAGAUUUUUGAAAAUAAUGGAUGGCCUAAGACAACAGUUCUCAUUUAUGUUCUUCUGUUGUAUAACUGGAUUCAUAACUAGUAAAGUAAAAUAAAUAAUUGCUGCCGUUAGAGGUAAACAUUUGAAAACUGGAUAUUUGUCCUGCUAACCUGGAGUGCUGGUUUCAAAAUAAAGCAGAUAGUACUA
This is a messenger RNA of Anolis carolinensis (green anole), 4450 nucleotides long. RefSeq names its product RNA guanine-7 methyltransferase (gene rnmt). Gene Ontology annotation, biological process: 7-methylguanosine mRNA capping. Gene Ontology annotation, cellular component: nucleus. Gene Ontology annotation, molecular function: mRNA 5'-cap (guanine-N7-)-methyltransferase activity. The record is from RefSeq and is a predicted model, not a curated record. The transcript is spliced from 13 exons. Lineage: Eukaryota; Metazoa; Chordata; Lepidosauria; Squamata; Anolidae. Bases 286 to 1737 code for a protein of 483 amino acids.